Messenger RNA from Anopheles stephensi (Asian malaria mosquito), 3362 nucleotides. RefSeq names its product cyclic AMP-dependent transcription factor ATF-6 alpha (gene Atf6). The coding region runs from base 268 to 2565 and encodes 765 amino acids. The transcript has 4 exons. Gene Ontology annotation, cellular component: nucleus. NCBI's taxonomy places the organism in Eukaryota, Metazoa, Arthropoda, Insecta, Diptera, Culicidae. The record is from RefSeq and is a predicted model, not a curated record. Gene Ontology annotation, molecular function: DNA-binding transcription factor activity, RNA polymerase II-specific; RNA polymerase II cis-regulatory region sequence-specific DNA binding. Gene Ontology annotation, biological process: endoplasmic reticulum unfolded protein response; regulation of transcription by RNA polymerase II.
AUGAAUAAAAAAAAAAAAACUAAGCUGUUCAAUAUGUUUUGCCCUUGACAAAAAACCCUACAACAGCUCGCAUUUUGACAGUAGAAUUGUGAUGACAACAGAAGAAGAGAAAAACACACACAAAAGAUAAAUCAUCAAUAGCCGACGAAAACUCACAAAUCGCGAGAACGCAAUUUUUUGGCCUGUUUUGUAAGUAAAAGUUGGACAAACCGGGAUAAUGACUAUCGUAUAAAACACUGCUGAUUAACUAGAUCAUAUUGCUACACGAUGGAAACACCGUUUGAAGGAGGUGAUGUUUUCGACCUAUCGUUGGAAGAUGAGUACCUUUCUCCAGCGAUGUUCGAUAGUGUUCCCCUAUGCGCGGGGUUCGAUGAUUUCGUAUCGAAUGAAUUCCGGCCUCAGACGAACCAAUCCAGCUACAUGAAUACAGUCAACGCGUUUGGAAUGGACGAGUCGGACAACGGGAGCUAUGGCGCAAUGAUCAAUCCCGACGACUUCCUGAACGAUGUUUCGUGCGAUUCAUCGCACUCGCUUUCUAAUCGCAAUACCCCAUCACCAUCCGAUAGCCAGAAAAGUUACGAUUCUGUGCCUUCGUCCGGUGGGUUUGACCGGUGCCACGUCGUACCGAUGCAUUUGGACAGUCCACCCAUUUCACCACCAGCAUCGACCAUUUCGACGGAUAGUACGAGUACGGUGCAGUCUAACAGUGGGCCCCGUCGUUUGAAAAUCACCCCUAAAAGUAUCAGUUCCUCGUCGAGCAGUACUAAAACGAUCACCAAGAAAACGAUCGUUCUGUCGGCGAAGGAUUAUCGUGCGCUGUUGGCAAAUAUGCAACGGCAACCAUCGAGCAAUACGAUCAUUCUAAAAGCAACACCAACAAACAAACUCCCUAUUGGAGCUACGGCUGUGAAACAACCAUUGCCAAAUGCACCGCACGCGGUAAAACAGGAAGCACCCUUCGUUUUACCGAAGCCAACGGAAAUCGUUAGGAAGGAGGAAUCAAAGCAUGAAACUACACCACCGGCAGCUAUAAAAGAAGAACCUACCUGUCUGCCUGCCAAAAGUUUUAGUCCACUUACCGUGCCUAUGAUGCUUGCGGCAGGAACCAGCCUCAAAGAGCAUACCAUCGACGAGAAGCUGCUCAAAAAACAUCAACGCAUGAUUAAGAACCGCCAAUCAGCUUACGAAUCGCGUCAAAAGAAGAAAGAGUAUGUUACCUCGUUGGAAGAAAGGCUCGAUCAGCUAUCCAAAGAGAAUCAGCAGCUUAGGGUGGAAAAUGCAAAUCUUUUGGAAAGGUUGAAAAUGCGCUGCACUUGCGCAGCCAACACGCUGCUAGUGGGACACUCAUCCGGGAAGCAGGUGACACCAACUGCCCGCAAGAAUGCGGCGAUCGUGUUGGCCAUGUUGUUUAUGGUUUCCCUAAAUUUUUAUCCUAUCGGCAAUCUUCUUACUAACAACGAUCGUGUAGAGCUAAAUCAAAUGUCCGCUAACCGGGAGUACCAUUCCCGUGGACUCCUGUGGAUAAAUGAGUCUAGUAAGCCGAACGACCGCAGUCGAUCCAAGCCCUUCCGCGUUAACUUAACGGCGAUCGAUGAACUGGAAAAGGAAGACUCACUCGAAACGACGUUACCCGCCACCGAGUGUCCUUUCUACGUAAAUCAAACGGAAAACAUACGACUAGCGAGCGAACUCCGGCGGUGGAUUGGAGAGAAUGGUUACAAAAAUCUUACCGACGGCAAGGGCCAAGCGGACGUUACCAUUGAUACGUUUGACAAAAUGUUCCGCCUGAAGGAUACGAUCGAUUCCAUCUAUCAGCACAUGAAAGACAUUAGCCUGCAGAUGAAGACGUACGAGCGUCGGCAAAAGCUAGCCCUGAACGGAAAGAAGUUGGCACGCAAUCGGCAGCGUAAGGCUGUAUCCGGAGCGCGGGAAGUGGUUUCCUACCGCGGAAAAGUACCAAACCAACACGAGCUUGAUCUGUACUAUCCCAAGGUGCACGUGAAAUAUGCGGAAUUUUUCGAAGAAAUCGGCCGCCGUGAUGAUACAUUCUAUUUGGUGUCAUUUAGCGAGGAACACCUGCUGCUGCCUGCUCUGGCUUACAACAAAACCAACCGACCACGGAUGUCGCUGAUGCUACCAACCGUGACCACACCCGGUACACCGAUGAGCAACGGAACGAAUCGAUCGGACAAGAUAACGCUCAUGCAGAUCGACUGCGAGGUGAUGAACACAUCCGUCAUUCAGAUACGCGAAAAAAUGAUACCGGGAGACUUACGACCCGGGCAGGGCAGUGAAACACCGAAGGGUGGAUCGAGUGGUUAUGGCAGUCGUAACGCAACUAAUGCCGAAGCGAACGGGCAUCGUUCUAGCGGCAGGGCCACUGGUGCAAGCUCGACGGGUAGUCGAUUAGUACGCAGCAAUUCAUCCACUACGACUCAUGCCACGGACGGUGUGGAGGAAAUUCACCAAAAGCAGGACAGUGUACAGCAUCAGCAUGUACCGAUUAGGCCGUUCUUUGUGGAGCGCAUGAACGAACAUCUGAAGAGUGAACAUCAUGUAAACUGAGCUUCAUGCUGUAGUUGGAAGUGGACAGAGCAUGCAUUUAGAGACUCCUUUUAAGCAAUAAGUUAUCGCAGUCGAUCUCAACACGGAAGGAACAUUUGAAACUGAGUGGUGUAAUCCACAUGCCUAACACCUGCUUAACUUGCGCUAUUUAAUCUUUAGCUUAUUAUUGACUGUUUUUGUUUUGGGAACGAUAUCAUUGCACGAAUGUUUACUGGUGUUGUUAGGUUUCGAACUGGUUACUGAUUCGUUUUCCAUUCAUUCCACAUUGUUACUAUGUAAACGCAAUUUUCUUCUUUUUUACUGUUUUGUUGUGGCAUAUUAAAAAGCAACGACGUCAUGAGAGCAAAGGACGUCAUGAACGUUUUUAAUUGCAAUAUUUAACAUAAGUAAUCGACUGCAAACACCUACAGGCAGCGCAAAUAGGUAGUACAUCUAGAUAGUUAGAACUAAACCAUGUUUAGGUGCAAUCGUAGGUAACAUAGUACUUUAAUUAAAGUUAGCAAUUCUUCUUGAUAAAGUUUGCAUUUGGAACACAUAUCUGUGUUAACCAUAGAGCAAUGGCCAAUAUGAAUUUCUUUACCUUUUCGGCAUAAUGUAAACGUAGACUGACACUACUAACUAUCGAUCAGUUUGAAAAAAAAGCAACAAACGAAAGAUCUUCAAACAACAAUUCAGUUUCUAGUGUUGCGUGAGUAAUGUUGUUUUCUUUUACAUAGUAUACCGCGUAUUUUAGUGAUCAAUGUUGUAAAACUGACUUUUUCUUUGAAUAAAAUAAAUCCAACAGCUGGAAUAAUGAA